Molecule: messenger RNA, 714 nt
Organism: Peronospora matthiolae
Lineage: Eukaryota; Oomycota; Peronosporomycetes; Peronosporales; Peronosporaceae
Source: the annotation of a GenBank genome assembly
AUGCGGUGCGCGAGCAAGGCCGCCGAGAGCGCGUCCGCACGUCUCUGUGCGGACGCCGAAGCAGAAACUACAGCAACUGAUGUCUCAUCGGUUGCUGAAGCGACCCAGCCUGUGUCACCUGGUGAUGCAGGCGCUCGUCAUGAAGCCACUCAUGUCUUCACAGAGUACGAGCUCGGUGUCUCAUACUCUCCUGAUACGGAAGACGGAUCCGUAUCGACGGCGAUCGAAACCAAGCCGCCUGCCAAGCGUGGCAUGGAUGAUGCUUUGCGUCGUAGCAUCUUUGGUUCAUCUGACGAAUCAGAUGAACCAUCGCCAAAGCGAAGGCGCUCGAGGUCGCGCGACUCGAGCGCUAACAGUGGUGUCGGUUCUCCUAUGGACACCACUUCGCAACGAGGUGCCAGUCCUUCUGUUGGCACGUCGCAAGAAGAGCGGGACCGCAGUGUGUUGCGUCUCGCUCCCGAGAAGAAGGCAUGGAUGCCUCCAAAAUCCGUCAUGGGUCACUUGUCGGCGACGACAAGUGAUCGCUAUCGAACACGAUUAUUCGAUUCGUUAAGGAUCGAUCACCUUGACCCCAGUGCGAAAGACUAUCGCACUGAACAUGAGUUCUUAUCGAUGCUUUCUUCAAACUUCGAUGGUACAGUGGGAAUUACAAACGUGGUGGUCCCUCACUGCUUCAAGCGUGGAACGCUUACAUCCAUAACCUUGAGGAUGUAG